AUGGAUUUAUAUUUAUUGUGUAAUAAAACGACCACAAAUUUUGGACAUUCAGAGGAGGCAGAACUUCAGUGUGUUCCUGGAACCUUUGAAUCAGUAGAAGAAUAUGUUAAAGUAUUUGAGCCAUUGCUUUUUGAAGAAUGUCGGGCACAACUCUACAGUACCUGGGAGGAAUCAACAGAAAUGUCUUCCAGAGAUUUGCAUGCAAUGGUCCGCUUAAAAACUGUUGAGAGACGAGAAAGAGGGUGGUAUGAUGUGAUACUUGUGCCUGCAAAUGAAUGCAGAUGGAACUUCAAAGAGGGUGACGUGGCAGUUCUUUCCACCCCCAGACCAGGAACAGUGAUACCCAAGAGAAGCAACAAUUCAAAUAUGGGGGAAGAGUCAGAGGUGAGUGGACGUGUGGCAGGCACUGUAAGGCGCCACAUACCAAUUGAUACCCGUGAUCCUACAGGGGCAAUCCUUCACUUUUAUGUUGGGGAUUCAUACGAUUCUAACAGCAAGAGUGAUGAUGAUCAUAUUUUAAAAAAGCUACAUCCUAAAGGAAUCUGGUAUCUUACCAUUCUUGGCUCACUUGCUACAACUCAAAGAGAAUAUAUCGCUUUGCAUGCAUUUCGUAGACUCAAUUCACAGAUGCAAACUGCGAUUCUUCAACCAAGCCCAGAGAUGUUCCCGAAAUACGAAGAACAGGCACCCGCAAUGCCCGAUUGCUUUACACCAAGCUUCUUCGAUUAUCUCCAUCGCACCUUCAAUGCCCCACAGCUGUCAGCAAUUCAUUGGGCAGCAACACAUACUGCAGCAGGUACAACUACCGGGUCCACAAAAAGACAAGAACCAUGGCCUUUUACACUCGUUCAGGGCCCACCCGGAACCGGAAAGACUCAUACAGUCUGGGGUAUGCUCAAUGUCAUCCAUCUAGUCCAAUACCAACAUUACUACACCGCAUUGUUAAAAAAACUAGCUCCCGAAAGCUACAAACAAACAACCGAAAACCUUGUUUCCGAAAACGCCCCUGCCGGCUCAAUCGAUGAAGUCCUCCAAAGCAUGGACCAGAACCUCUUUCGGACACUUCACAAGCUCUGCCCCAAACCCAGAAUGCUUGUUUGUGCCCCUUCAAACGCUGCAACCGAUGAGCUUCUGACACGUGUCCUUGACCGUGGGUUUAUAGAUGGUGAGAUGAAAGUAUACCGCCCGGAUGUUGCCCGGGUCGGGGUUGAUUCCCAAACCCGGGCAGCCCAGGCGGUAUCGGUCGAACGUAGAACCGAGCAACUUUUAGUAAAGAGCCGAGACGAGGUGUACGGGUGGAUGCACCAGUUACGGGCCCGUGAAGCCCAAUUGUCUACACAAAUAGCAGCCCUUCAAAGAGAUUUAAAUGUCGCAGCUGUCACUGGUCGGUCCCAAGGAUCCGUGGGUGUCGACCCGGAUGUUCUCAUGGCCCGUGACCAGAGCCGGGACUCAUUGUUACAGAACCUGGCUGCGGUUGUUGAAAACCGGGACAAAGUUUUAGUGGAAAUGUCCCGUCUUUUCAUUCUAGAAGGCCGGUUUCGCAAUGGCGCCAACUUUAAUUUAGAAGAAGCCCGGGCUAGCCUCGAAGCCAGUUUCGCCAACGAGGCAGAGGUUGUUUUUACCACGGUCUCAAGUAGCGGACGGAAAUUGUUCUCACGGUUGACCCACGGGUUCGAUAUGGUGGUGAUCGAUGAAGCGGCUCAGGCUAGUGAAGUUGGUGUGCUUCCGCCUCUCGCUCUUGGUGCAGCCCGGUGCGUGUUAGUCGGGGACCCACAGCAACUUCCGGCGACUGUAAUCAGCAAAGCCGCUGGUACAUUGUUAUACAGUAGGAGUCUUUUUGAAAGAUUUCAACAGGCGGGCUGCCCGACUAUGUUGCUUUCGGUUCAAUACCGAAUGCACCCUCAGAUACGGGAAUUUCCUUCUAGAUACUUCUAUCAAGGACGUCUUACUGAUAGUGAAAGUGUUACAAAUUCGCCCGAUGAACCCUACUAUAAAGACCCGAUUUUAAGGCCGUAUGUUUUUUACGAUAUUACCCAUGGGCGGGAAUCGCAUCGGGGCGGGUCGGUAUCGUAUCAGAAUAUACAUGAAGCGCAGUUUUGUUUACGGUUGUAUCAGCAUCUUCAGAAAAGUGUGAAGUCGUUGGGUAUACCGAAAGUUUCGGUGGGUAUAAUCACACCGUAUAAGCUCCAAUUGAAAUGUAUUCAACGUGAGUUUGAGGAGGUUUUGAAAUCGGAAGAAGAGAAGGAUCUUUAUAUCAAUACAGUCGAUGCUUUUCAAGGGCAAGAACGUGAUGUCAUCAUUAUGUCGUGUGUUCGUGCUUCCAAUCACGGUGUGGGGUUCGUUGCUGAUAUUCGUCGGAUGAAUGUUGCUCUUACACGUGCUAAAAGGGCACUUUGGGUGAUGGGGAAUGCGAGUACAUUGGUUCAAUCAGAUGAUUGGAGUGCACUUAUAGCAGAUGCAAAAUCACGGGAAUGUUACAUGGACAUGGAGUCACUUCCUAAAGAUUUCUUGGUAUCGAAGGGCCCACAUCCACCUCCACCACAGGCACGGUUUUCUAACAUGAGGGGUUUGAAGAGACCCGGGUUAAGACACCGAUCAUAUAACGAUCACAUGGAGUCUUCAAGGUCAGGGACACCUUCAGAAGAUGAUGAGAAAUCAAAUUUAUCGUUUCCUUCAAGAAACGGGAAUUACCGGUCUUUCAAGCCACCAUUUGAGAAUUCUAAUUCUCUUGAUGAUUUUGAUCAGUCGGGUGAUCGAUCGCGGGAUGCCUGGCAACAGGGUAUUCAAAAGAGACCAAAUUCAACCACAGUUCCAGGAAAACGGGACCCAUGA
Messenger RNA from Lactuca saligna, 2832 nucleotides. The record is from the annotation of a GenBank genome assembly. Lineage: Eukaryota; Viridiplantae; Streptophyta; Magnoliopsida; Asterales; Asteraceae.